AUGGAGAACGACCAGUCUCCGACAUCACCUGAGCAGGAUACCCAGGGGCAGAGUGGGGACAAACCUGCCCCUGGCUUGGUGUCCCCUGCUCCAGCCCCCACAGAGCACCCAAGUGCCGGGCCCGAAGAAGCCACGUGUGACAUCUCAGAGGAGUUGAGCCGGCAGCUGGAGGACAUCAUUAAAACCUACGGGUCUGCCACGAGCCUGAUGGAGAAGGAAAACACUUCUACAGGAACUGAAAAGCCUAAGAAGGGAGAGCAAGGCAUCUUGGAAGAUGCAGAGUAUGAAGAUGGAAAUGAGGAGAGCGAGAAAGAGAAGCUGGCUCCUGGGGAUGCUUGCAGAGCAAAGGAGCCCAGCGGCAACAAGGAGCAAAAGCUGGAGAAGAAAAUCCUGAAAGGACUAGGAAAAGAAGCCACCCUACUGAUGCAAAGCUUGAAUAAACUGAAUACUCCAGAAGAGAAGUUGGACCUAUUGUUUAAGAAGUAUGCUGAGUUGCUCGAAGAACACCGUGCCGAGCAGAAAAAGCUGAAGUACCUACAGAAGAGGCAGGCUCAGAUCACCAAGGAGAAGGACCAGCUGCAGAGUGAGCACAGCCGAGCCAUCCUUGCCCGCAGCAAGCUGGAGAGCCUGUGCCGGGAGCUCCAGAGACACAACAAAAACCUCAAGGAGGAAACAAUUCAGAGGGCACGAGAGGAAGAUGAGAAGAGGAAAGAAAUAACUAAUCACUUCCAGGGCACACUGAGUGAAAUACAGGCUCAGAUCGAGCAGCAAAGUGAGAGGAACAUGAAGCUCUGCCAAGAGAAUACGGAGCUGGCAGAGAAGCUGAAGAGCAUCAUUGACCAGUACGAGCUGCGGGAAGAGCACCUUGAUAAAAUAUUUCAGCACAGAGAACUUCAGCAGAAACUGGUAGAUGCCAAGUUGGAACAGUCUCGGGAAAUGAUGAAAGAAGCUGAGGAGCGACAUCAGAAAGAGAAGGAAUAUCUCCUGAACCAAGCUGCAGAAUGGAAGCUCCAGGCCAAAAUGCUAAAGGAGCAAGAGACUGUCCUGCAGGCACAGAUCACUCUCUAUUCUGAAAGGUUUGAAGAAUUUCAGAAAACAUUGACCAAAAGCAAUGAAGUGUUUGCCACAUUCAAACAAGAGAUGGAAAAAAUGACAAAGAAAAUGAAGAAGUUGGAAAAGGAUACUGCUACAUGGAAAUCCAGGUUUGAGAACUGUAACAGAGCAUUACUGGACAUGAUUGAAGAGAAAGCCAUGAGGUCCAAGGAAUACGAGUGCUUUGUGUUGAAAAUCCAGAGACUAGAGAACCUUUGCCGUGCUCUGCAGGAAGAGAGGAAUGAAUUGUACAAAAAAAUAAAGCAAGCACAAUAUCCAGAAGAGGUGAAUGGAAAUGGCAUCUUAGAAGAAGAAGAAGAAGAAGAAGAAGAAGAAGAUGCUGACACAAGCCCUUCCCCCUCUGAGCAGGCGAGCACUGAGCUGCAUGCAAGUGACAAGAGAAUGCUGAAGGAGCUGGCUGAAGGUUUCAGUGUGUCCCACAAGGCAGAGGAGUCCCUCCCAAGCAACAGCAGCAAUCCAGAGACCUGUGACACUCAAACGUGUAAUGCUGCCCCGGAGCCAGAACUCCCCACUCCUCUCACCCCACAGUCAGAGUCUGGGAAACACUGUGAGCAGCCCAGCACAAGCACACCAAUAUCCACUGAGCACGUGCCAGCACCCACUGAAAGUAUGACAACACCCACUGGGAACAUGCCAAAGCCCACCAAAAGCAUGCCCGCACUUCCAGGAAGGGUGCCAAUGCCCACAGAAAGUGUGCCAAUACCUCCCAAGAGUGUGCCAGUAUCCACUGGGAAUAUGCCAAAACCCAUUGAAAGCAUGCCAGCAAGCCCCGAAAACAUGCCAACACCCACACAAAACAUGCCCCCUCCCCUUGGGAAUAUGUCAGUACCCAUGGAAUGUCCACCAAAAGCUACAGAAUGUGUGGAUGACCCAGCAGAUAGAUCUGUCCAAGGUCAGUUCGCUGAGCAAAGAGGGGACGCAGACAUGGAAGCAGUGGAUUGAAGACACUGGUGUGUCCAGGCUUGUCUUCUGCAAACCAGAGCUCUGCUUUGUCCUCUAAAUGGAUACCUUUUUUUUUUAAAGAAACAAAAAUGUGGAUGAUAAAACACACUCACAUAUCUGAAGGCAAAUGUAAUGCACUUCUCUUUGCUACCACUAUCCAGUAAUAAUGAGUCUGCAAAUUUUGCAAUCCUUCAUCUGCUUGAAGUAUAAUAUUUUCUUAAUGACAGGAAAAUACAAUAA
Messenger RNA from Pipra filicauda (Wire-tailed manakin), 2295 nucleotides. RefSeq names its product taxilin beta (gene TXLNB). Gene Ontology annotation, molecular function: syntaxin binding. The transcript has 9 exons. Lineage: Eukaryota; Metazoa; Chordata; Aves; Passeriformes; Pipridae. Bases 1 to 2055 code for a protein of 684 amino acids. The record is from RefSeq and is a predicted model, not a curated record.